GCUCUUCUUACCAUAAUGCAUUCUUCUAAUUCCUUUUCCUCUGCUUCUCAAAAAAUCUCUUGGUUAUGAUCAGAACCGCGUUACGCUGCUUUCAAAAUAAUUUCAGUGUGACAUUGAUUCCUGAUGAGGAUAGCAACUGGAAUGAGUUUGAUUGCAAAUGGGGCUUGUUUCUGCAUGGCACCUGUACAUAAAAUGACAGGUCACUUUUGUGAUCUUAGAAACCUGCGAGUAUCAUCAGACAACAGCAGAAAAUGGCCUUCCCUGUCUGUUGAAGACAUAUUUUAUCCUGCUAAUUCAUUUAUUCUUUUUACCAAUGUGUUAACUUUUUGGUUGUUCUUGGUCGCAAGCUCUUAUUUUCUCUUGCGCAAAGGUGUAAAUACUUUUGGCAGUUGCAGAGAAAGACAUGCAGAGAAAGUUUCUUCAUCUGACAGUACUGUCUCAAAUGCAAGCAUAAAGAAUGGUGCAACCGCUGCAAGUGAUAGGCUUAGUAGUUCAGGGUGUUCUAAUAAAAUUUCUCACAGUAACAGCUAUACUGAGCUAUGCACUGAUUCUUUCUACGAGAUUGCAGAUUUGGACAAAGCAUGUUACAUGAAUUCUUUACUCAGCCUUGAAGAUGGUGAUGGGUGGCCCUCUGAUUUAAUGCCUUCAACUCCUCCUAGCUACAAGUGUGACGCUUACUAUGAGAUUUCGGACUUUGAGAAAGGAAGUUUCUUUCAUUCUUUACUCAGUCUUGAUGAUGAAGAUUCUGAAUGGCUCUCAGAUUCGAAGUCUUUUGGACGUUCAUUAGAGGAACCUUCAACGCCUCUUAGCUACAAGUUUGAUGUUGCUUCUGAGAUUUCAGACUUUGAGCAAGGAAGUUCCUUUCGUUCUUUACUCAGUCUUGAUGAUGAAGAUUCUGAAUGGCUCUCAGAUUCUAAGUCUUUUGGACGUUCAUCAGAGGAACCUUCAACUCCUCUGAGCUACAAGGGUGAUUCACACUAUGCGAUUUCAGAUUUUGACAAAGCAAGUUACAUGCAUUCUUUACUUAGUCUUGAAGAUGAAGGUGCUGAGUGGCUCUCAGAUUCAAAGUCUUUUGGAUGUUCAUCUGAUAACCCUCUAAUUCCUUUUAGCUACAAGUUUGAUGAUGCUUCUGAUAUUUCAGAUUUGGACAAUGAUAUUUACAUGCAUUCUUUACUUAAUCUAGUAAAUGAAGGCGCUGAAUGUUUCUCAGAUUCCAAGUUUUCUGAAUGUUCUUCAACUCCUUUUAGCUGCAAGAUUGAUUUAGCUUCUGAGAUUUCCGAUUUGGACAAGUCAAGGUACUUGCCUUCCUCACUCAUUUUUGAACAUGAUGACUCUGAGUGGCUCUCAAAGUCAAAGCCGUAUGCAUGUUCAUCUGAGAACCUUUCAACUCCUCUUACCAACAAGAGUAAUGCUUUCUCUGAGAUUUUAGAUUUGGGGAAAGAAAGUGACAUAGAUUCUUUACUCAAUCCUGAAGACGAUGACUCCGAUUGGUUCUCCAAUUCAAAGUCUUUUGAAUGUUUAUCUGAGAACCCUUCAACUCCUCUUAGAUACAACAGUAAAAUUUCACAUUUGGACAAAGCAGGUUACUUCCAUUCCUUACUAAGUCUUGAAGAUGAUGAUGACUCUGAGUGGCUCUCAGAUUCAAAACCUCAUGCAUGUUCAUAUGAGAACCUUUCAACACCUCUUAACCACAGGAGUGACGUUUUCUCUGAGAUUUCAGAUUUGGACAAAGCAAGUUACAUGCAUUCGCUACUCAAUCUUGAAGGUGAAGAGUCCAAGUGGCUCUCAGAUUCGAUGCAUUUUGAAUGCUCAUCUGAGAACCCUUCAACUCCUCUUAGCUACAAGUUUGAUGCUGUUUCUGAUAUUUCAGAUUCGGACAAAGAAUGCCACUUGAAUUCUUUACUCACUCUUGAAGAUGAAAACUCCGACCGGCUCUUAGAUUAUAAAUCAUAUUACGGAUGUUCCUCUGAGAAUUCAACUCCUCUUAGCUCCAAGUGCGAUUCUUACUAUGAUGUUUCAGAUUUGGACAAAGCAAGUUACUUGGAUUCCUUACUCAUUCUUGAAGAUGAAGACUCUGAGUGGCUCUCAGAUUCAACUAGUUGGGACAUUAUAGUUCCUCCUUUGGUAAACUUUGACGACUCAGAAGAUAGUAUUUUAGUGGAGAAUCUAUCAGAAACCGCAGGAGUAGAAGAAGAGUUCAGUGCCGAUGAACCACUUUUUUGGCCAUUGGAAGGGAAACUCAAUUGGAAUUCUGAGGAACCCUGGAGCUCAUUUUGUACCUCCCCGAGGAGAAGAUUUGCAUUGAACUCUGCACCAAUCACUUCAAAGAUAAAGGAGUGUAAUAAACAAAAAGGCGAUGAGGCUCCAUGCAGAGUGAACCGUGAAACUUCAAGGUUAAGCAUGUGGCCUAAAAGUUCAACAAAGAUAGUACCACUAGAGUCUGAGGAAUUCGAAUCAGCCAAGGAUUUUCUUUUGGUGGGAAAAUAUUAUUUUGCUUUGGGUGAAGAGCUACCCAUUGAGACAUUGGUGGGGCUCAAGGAAUUUGAUGGACAUGAGGGGUUUGAUUCAGAAUUCAAUGAUGCUUUCAAGCAAAUAACCUUCCUAACCUUGUGAAGACCAAGAUGACUGCAACUUACUAUAGUAAAUCCUGAUAUCAGAAUAGUUAGGUUGUUAACCCACCUUACCUGUUUAUAUGAUCUAAUGUUUUUCUGUGUCUUGAUUAAAUAUGUAUUAUCCUAAUUGAAUAGAACAGGUAAUUAGGCACGGUUGUACAUAUAGGUCACAUCAUGUUCCAGCAGAAAUAGUUAGGUUACUGGCUAAACUUUUGACUAAGCCUGUGCUUAUUUUCACAGUUUCUUCAUUUUGUUUUUGUUUGGUAUCUAUCACAUCAUGAGACAGUGAGACAUUUGUAUCUGAUACUGUCAUCAUCAUCACUUAAUUUUACCUCCCA
Messenger RNA from Vigna unguiculata (cowpea), 2950 nucleotides. RefSeq lists its product as uncharacterized. The record is from RefSeq and is a predicted model, not a curated record. NCBI's taxonomy places the organism in Eukaryota, Viridiplantae, Streptophyta, Magnoliopsida, Fabales, Fabaceae.